AUGGUUUUUGGGCAUAAUGAAAGUGAUAAACGUGUUCUGAAGGUUUAUAAUGGUGGAGAAGUGAUGAAUCACUAUCCAUUCAUGGCGGCCAUCUUUAUAAAUACGAGUAAAGGCUGGAUGUAUGCUUGCGGGGGAACGGUGAUUGCCCGGGAAUGGAUCUCACAGCUGCACAUUGUUUGGAAGAGAUGGUGCAGCAGCCAAAACGCCUCGUACUGGCGAAAGAUCUCCUCGUUUUGGUGGGAACUAAACGAGUCAAACAGCCAUUGGACACAACUCACA
Messenger RNA from Mesorhabditis belari, 279 nucleotides. The record is from the annotation of a GenBank genome assembly. Lineage: Eukaryota; Metazoa; Nematoda; Chromadorea; Rhabditida; Rhabditidae.